GUAAAACCAUUCGCUGGCUGACAGUGAGAGGGCUCACAAUGAGCAAGACGCUGGGAGCUUGAAGCGAGUGGAUAUCGAAUUGAAAAAGAAAAACCGAUCCAAACUGGACCUGACCCGGAUCUAACAUCUCAGGUGGCUUUUGGUGUGAAGAGGAGAGAGACUGGAGAAGAAAGCGUGUUGCUGUCUUCGUUACAGACAUGCUGAACCUCCUGAAACAGCAGUUUGGAUCUGCGGGGAAGAAUCAGGAUGCCUCUGAUCUUCUCACUGAUGACCUGGCGCUGGUGGAGCAGAGGGUGGAGCCAGUCAAGAGGGCCGCCCAGGUCAUCCACAAGAGGCUGGCCAGCUGCCUGCAGAGUCAGCAGGGGGUGGACGCAGAGAAACGCACGAAAAAGCUUCCUUUAAUGAUGCUGUCCCUCAGCAUGGCAGAGAGCCUCAAGGACUUUGAUGGAGAUUCCCCCAUAAGGAAGGUUCUGGAGAUGUGUUGCUUCAUGCAGACUCUCCUGGCAAAGUCUUUAGCAGAUUUUGAACUGGUGCUUGAGAGAGAAGUUUUGGAGCCUCUCCAUAAACUCAGUGAGGAGGAUCUGCCAGAGAUUCUGAAGAACAAGAAGCUAUUUGCCAAACUGACCACCGAUUGGCUCACCGCCCGGAACAGAUCCCAGCCCAACCCUCUGGAGGUGGAGGAGGCCUGGAGGAAGCUGGAGAGCAUCAAGGACCAGUACUCUGCAGAUCUCUAUCAUUUUGCCUCUAAGGAGGAUAGCUACACUAACUACUUCAUCCGUCUGUUAGAGCUACAAGCUGACUAUCAUAAGAAUUCCCUGGACUGUCUGGAGACGAAUAUCAGAGAGAUGAAAGAAAACCAUAGCCUGUCAGGGCCCAAGCUGUGCUUCCCCUCAGGGCAGGUGUAUGGAGCCUCCCUCCUGUCCCAUCUGGAGGAGAGCAGCAGGGAGAUCGCUGCUCCCAUCCAGGAGUGCGUACGCAUGCUGCUGCAAACGGGCCUCAAAGAGGAGGGUUUGUUCAGGCUGACUGCAGCAGCCUCUGUGGUCAGAAGGCUGAAGUGCUGCUUGGACAAUGGGGACAUCGACCACAGCGAGUUCAGCUGUGAUCCUCAUGCCGUGGCAGGAGCCCUGAAGUCUUACCUCAGAGAGCUGCCAGAGCCUCUCAUGACCUUUGAACUCUACAAUGAUUGGUUAAAAGCUGCUGGGGAAAAAGACGUUGCAGACAAGUUGGAGCAGCUGAAGGGAGCGCUGAGCAAACUUCCCCCGGAGAACUACAGUAACCUCCGGUACUUGGUUCAGUUCCUCGCUCGUCUUUCAGAGCAUCAGGCUGUGAACAGGAUGAGCCCGAGUAACAUCGCCAUCGUGCUGGGACCCAACCUGCUGUGGCCUCGCACUGAGGGGGUGGACUCCCUGCAGGACAUGGCCUCGGCCUCCUCUGUGCAGGUUGUGACGGUGGUCGAGCCGUUGAUAAAGCACGCCAGCAGGCUGUUCCCUGAAGCUGUGGAUUUCGGGAUCCCAGCAGACCCGCCCUCGCCCGUGACCCCACGCUCAGAGGCUGGGACGGUCUCAGCGCCCUCCUCGCCCCCUCACACUGACAGCUCCGUGUCGACUAAGGGAACGUCUGGUCCCUUCAAUGUGCCUGGCUCACUGGGCCACCAGAACACCGUGUGGGAGAACAUAAACCUAAAUCCGACCUCUGACAAUGUCGCCCAGGAUCCUAUCCAGAACCAGAACCCAAAUCCCACCCAGACCCAGACACCGCGGUCCAACCAGCCAGACCCCGCUCCUGACCAGUCCUCUUCUGGACAAGGCGCCGCGCCACCAUUAAAAGCCAGGAGAUCCUUGCAGCACGCCAAGCCGCCACUCGGCCCGAAUAAGCCAGCGGUCCUGGGGCCUCGCCCCACCAUAAAGCCCCGGGCCCCGGCUCCACCACUUCGCCAAGGGACGGGCCCCCAGACCCAGCCGGCACCCCCAAUCGAGUCCCAGGCUUCAGCCAACAACAAGGCCAAGCCCAAAAAAGCCCCCAGGUGCCCACCCCCUCCGCCACCCCCCCAGCCACCCCAACCGGUCAGUAAGUAGCUCAAGAGCAUCCCGGGAGAUAUUUAGGGUGUAGUCACAUUUGAUGUGCAUUGUUCAAGCUACAGCGGCUUUGCGAGAAGCAAGGACUUGAGGGGCCUGUUCCUCCCCUGUUACCCCAUUCUAAAGUGAAACUAAGCAACAGCUUCUGGUGACCAGAUAGAAAUUUCCAGGGAUUUCCAGACCUCAAAACCAGAAGGUCCUUGUGGCUUUUGUCACCCCAGAUGUCCUGAUAACUCGUGCCACCGUGAAUGUGUGGCACACCUCCUGGAUUAAAGCUAGGUGACCAUUAACCUUUCCCGGACAUUUCACACGUCAGUUUUUUUUUUUUUUUGUAUUUUGAGAAUAACAUUCUCAUCUUCCUCUCUAAGCUGUGCUCCACUGUUAUUAGUAGUGUACUGUUUGCUUUACACAACGUUGCUGUACAGUUCUGGGAAAAUAUUUGGUACAGGAUGUAAAUACAAAACUGCCAAGCUUAUUAAAAACAUAAUUUUAUUAUAAUCA
Molecule: messenger RNA, 2576 nt
Organism: Conger conger (European conger)
Lineage: Eukaryota; Metazoa; Chordata; Actinopteri; Anguilliformes; Congridae
Product: SH3 domain-binding protein 1-like
Exons: 18
Coding region: 198-2075 (625 amino acids)
Biological process (GO): signal transduction; regulation of actin cytoskeleton organization; positive regulation of GTPase activity
Cellular component (GO): cytosol; cytoplasm; intracellular anatomical structure
Molecular function (GO): GTPase activator activity; protein binding
Source: RefSeq, a predicted model, not a curated record